AUGGUGGAUGAGGCUACUCGCCGGGUGGUGUCGGAUAUCCCGCUGUUGAAGACCGGGGCCAGCCCGCGGGACAAGGAGCUGUGGGUGCAGCGGCUGAAGGAGGAGUACCAGGCCCUCAUCCGGUAUGUGGAGAACAACAAGAAGGCGGACAAUGACUGGUUCAGGUUAGAGUCGAAUAAAGAAGGCACCAGGUGGUUCGGGAAAUGCUGGUACAUCCACGAGCUGCUGAAGUACGAAUUCGAUGUGGAGUUCGAUAUUCCGGUCACUUACCCGUCCACAGCCCCCGAAAUCGCCAUUCCAGAGCUGGACGGCAAGACGGCGAAGAUGUACAGAGGAGGGAAGAUCUGCCUGACGGAACACUUCAAACCACUGUGGGCACGGAACGUACCAAAAUUCGGCCUGGCACAUCUCAUGGCUUUAGGGCUGGGCCCGUGGCUGGCGGUGGAAAUUCCUGACCUGAUCAGCAAGAGAAUGAUCAAACAUAAGGACAAUUGA
Molecule: messenger RNA, 495 nt
Organism: Staurois parvus
Lineage: Eukaryota; Metazoa; Chordata; Amphibia; Anura; Ranidae
Source: the annotation of a GenBank genome assembly